CCACAGAGUCAAAGUAAAACCUUGAUUCUUUGAAGACUGAUUUUGUAUUAAUCUCCUAGUGGAUUUCUUAGUAUUGGUCAAAGUUAGCCAGUGUAUCGUCAGCGCUACAGCCAGGCUGGGUCGUGCUUUCGUCUUUGACUGAGAACUACACGGACACGAGAAUCACGUGAGCACCGACCUGAUGCUGCUGCGGCUCUCCUGUCACCUGGAAGCGGAAACAGCUGGGCGGUUUGGGUAACUUCACAAGCAGUCUAGAAGUCGCAAAUGAGUCGGUUUAAUCAAGUCAUUUUUAAUAUUUAAUGUGCGUGUCGGCAAUGGCGUGGAAGCGAAAGGAAUGAGAAUACCGUCAAGUUACUAAAGAUACAAAGAGAAAAGAAAACAAGAGUGAGAUGAUAGACGAGAGAGAGAGAGAUUCACUCCUAAUAGUACUACCGGAGAACCAAACCGUGCAAGGUCCCAGCACAGUAAAGUGGACAGAGAGUGGAGUGAGGCCCAUGGAGAAGAGUGGCCCAUACAUCAUGCCCAAACCUGCCCCCAUUCACCUCAAACUGCAGAAGCACAGAGAGCAGGCUAGGAAGGCGCUAAAGAAGAAAGGAAUGCUGGGAGGACCAGUCGUCCAGCAGCCGAAACUGGGAGCAAAGAGGAGUGUGAAGUUCAAUAAGGGGUACUCUGCUUUGAGUCAGAAUGCUGAGGACACGCUUGUAUCCCUGGAUUCAGACAGUGAAGUUGAGCUGGAGCCUCAACACUCCUCCGGAUACUCCUCUUCAGAGGUAAACCAGGACCUGAACCGGCAGCUUCUUCAGGACGGCUACCACCUGGAUGAGAUUCCUGACGACGAGGACUUGGACCUGAUUCCACCCAAAGCCGUGGUGUCCCCCUCGUGUGUGUGCUGCUGUGAUGAGACCCCCUCCUGCUCUAUUCAGUGACACUGACUGGAGGCAGGUUGCAUCUCGGACACUUUGCACUGUGGGAGAGUCUCUUAAGAGUUUAGAACAAACCAAAUACCCAUCCAACACCUUUUUCAAAUAUACACUGCUCCCCGUUCUAAUGUGGCACUUUAUAGCACGGAAUCGGUUAGAAUGCAGCAUAGUCCUGCUCCCAUUUGCCCUGUAAUGCCAGUACAGGAGCGCUUUCUACCCGUUACAAUGCAGAACACAAACAGCACAGUCUUGUAACAAUGGCUCCCCACUACAGCAUUCUAAAGGCAGAACAGUGCAAUUAACAGUGCUUUGAUAAUCAUUAUUCAAGUACCAAUGGCAUUAAAACAAACAGAAAGCAGGGUCAAACCUCAGUAAACUGCCUGUCAAAUCCUUCUGGAGUAUUCAAAUAAUAACCAUACUGAUCAUGACACUAAAACCAAAGCAGCGUGCUUGUAAGGGGACGCUGUGAUUUGAAUACGCCGCAAGGAAAAGCAGACAGCCCAGUUUACAGGUUUCAUUCUGCAUUUUGUCCAUAAGUAAUAAAUAUACUUCCGAAACAAAAUCCUUCCGUUAUGUUAAAAGCGGUAUUACCAGGAGACAGGUGUUGAAUGACAUUGUUGUAAACACUAAGCAGUGUUCGGUUAAUGCUUUAACCCUCUUUAAUAACUGCACCUAUUCAUUUAAUGCAAGGGGUUCUUCAUCCCCAGAGUACAGGGCUAUGGCGUGAGUACAAUAGAAAAGCUGUACUUUACAUCUCCACUGGUCUUCAGCUGCUUUCAGUCAUUCUGCAACACUACACGCAGCGUUGUGCCCCUUUUAGUAUUAUCAGCUGGCAGUGGUUCUGUAACUGGAGUUAUACCAACAAACUGCUGGUCAGAAACCUCUUUCAUUGCAUGUUCUCUUUUGAGGGAGUGCUUGGACUUAACUAAAACGUUGUAAAUCAUCUAGAAAAUCGAAUGAUUCUCACACAUGCACUAAGUAGGUAAGUGAUGUCACAGGAGAACCUUUGAACAUUUUAUUACAGUCUCCUACAUAAAGUUGUGUUAGCACCGAUGGGGCGGGGAGUUGCGGUGGUGUCUUUCUGUAGCUGAGUUUUUUUUUUAUUGUGUUGAUAACCAAGGACGGUAUUCAGUAUGAGCUCCUAUCAUUAGUAUCCUAUCUUAAGUAGCAUUACCAAAAGUUAUUAGCUCAUACAGCACAUGGCCCUAAGGCUUUAAAAACAUUUGAUAGCAUCCUAGCAUAACCGCAUUCUCCCCUUAAUAUUCUGUUGUUGAUCUAGAAUGUGUUUCCUCUUUGACUCAGGUAAAGCCAGUUAUCCUUCCACAAUGCCAAUGUUGGCCCUUCAUCUCGCCUGUUUACUGCGUAUGUUAUAAGUAAUCGAAACUCACUGUCCCUUGCAUAGUUUCCUUUGUGUACUGUAGCCAUAGAACUUAUGAGGAUCAAGAGGAGUCCUAUUACUUGAACCGUAUACAUUUGGACUGUCAUUCUUUCCUCUCUGGUAGAUCAGAGAACGUCAGAAUAAAGGGUUUUACCUGAGAGAAAAUAAAGACAGAAAAGCAAAUGGAUGAAUCGCAGAAUGAUGUUGAUGUUGUAAAUCCCGGGUCUUGUUUACUCAUAUUGUCUACAUUGAAACUGUGGCUGAAUUCUGCACAUACAGCACCCUUGUUUAUUGAAAUACCAGACUGUUUUAGGAGGUGAGGGUACGUUUGUGUUACUAAAAUGGAAAUAAAAUACUAAAUACUAACUUUAAUUCUAAUUCUAGCCAGGCAUAUACCUAAAUACCUAUUGGUAAAUGAGAACUGUUAAAUGGAGUUUAGCAAUCCGAGGUUAACAGCGGAUUGAUUGUAGAGAAGUAUCCUGAACUGUAUUUUCUGUUUGCGUAAGCCAUUUACUGCAAGUGGGAUUACUGUAGUGGAUAAAGUCCUGUGGCUUCAUUAAGUUUGACCACAUGACAGAGUUAGUGAGAAUUGCAAUGCUUGAGAAGACUGGAGUCCAGAGCCCAGGUCUCAUUUCCCUCUCUCAAACCCAUACUGUGAUAUCCAUUGAUUAAACCUGGACUCCAGGUCAUUCUUCACUCGAUCCUCAAACCAGGAAGGAUCCAUAUCCCUUAUGUGCAAAAUAAGCUGGCAAUGCAGCCCCUGAGCUGGCA
Messenger RNA from Acipenser ruthenus (sterlet), 3069 nucleotides. Its product is annotated as protein FAM219B-like. Lineage: Eukaryota; Metazoa; Chordata; Actinopteri; Acipenseriformes; Acipenseridae. The record is from RefSeq and is a predicted model, not a curated record. The coding region runs from base 390 to 926 and encodes 178 amino acids. The transcript is spliced from 6 exons.